GGGAGACACUUGUUGUAUAAAAUACAGAGAAAGAGAGACAGGUGUUAGGGCAAAAGUUGGGAGAAGUGGUGGUGGGUCUUGUUUCUGACAAAUAGUCCCCCAUUUCCCGCCUUUGCUCUCGUUUGAAUAUCUCUCCUCCUCCUCCUCCUUCAUCUUCUUCCACUAAUAAUAAGUCAUAGGAAGAAAGAGAGAGAAAGUUAAAUAUUCAUCAGAGAUAAGAAAGAGAGAAAGUGUUUUGUGUGUUGUGUGAGUGGAUGUGAUUUUGUUUUUGUUUGUGUGUUGGAAAAUGGAUACGCCUCAGAAGAGUAUCGCCCAGAUCGGAACUCCAAUUUCCAAAUCCAGAUUUGAGGAUUCACCAGUGUUCAAUUACAUAAACACUUUGUCUCCAAUAAGACCAGUCAAAUCCAUUCAAAACCCUCACCAGUUUAGCUCUUUGAAUUUCACUUCCCCUCCUUCUGUUUUCACCUCACCACACCUUACUUCUUCUCACAAAGAGUCCAGAUUCUUCAAGACUCACAACUCUUCUUCUUCUUCUUCUCACCCUACCAACCCCGUUGAAUCCCGAGAAAACGAGUCUACUUCUAAUGAAUCAGUCUCAGCAGAAGCAGCAGAAGAUACAAAAGAUGUCAACGUUGAUGAUGCUUCCAAGCCAGAGGAAGCUUCAGUUGAAAUGGUGCUGCCACAAACGAAUCCUGGUAGUCCAGUUGCUUCGCCGUGUGGUAGAGAUAGUACUACCGAUCUUUCGCUUGUUCCGUACGCUCCUACUCAAGGAGGGAAUGGUUCUUGUGAGGGUUCAGGAAUGGAGCUGCAGCAGAAGAUGUUUGAUAAUGUUCAAGGGAAAACCGAAACUCCGGAUUGGGAAAGUUUGAUUUCAGAUGCUUCAGAGCUUUUAAUCUUCGACUCACCUGAUGCUUCAGAAGCUUUUAGAUGCUUUAUGAUGCAGAGAGCUUCAACCUCCGAAGCACGUUUUAACACUGGUGUGGGAAUGCAAACAAUGCAGCCCGAUACAAACAAGAAACCGGAGUCCUCAGAUGCGAUUCCUUAUGAGGCUGUUUCAUUCUUGCACCGUGGUAUAAGAAGACGCUGCCUGGACUUUGAGAUGCCGGGGAAUAAGCAAACAUUGAGUGAGAACAACACCGCGGCUUGUGAAUCAUCGUCGAGAUGUAUUGUACCGAGUAUUGGUCUUCAUUUAAAUGCAAUUGCAAUGUCCUCAAAGGACUGUAAAACCAAUGUAACUCAGGACUACUCAUGUUCUGGGAAUAUACAAGUGGGUUUACAAAGCUCCAUCUCUAGUACAUUGCAAGAAACUUUGGACCAAACAGAAAAUGAAACCCGGGAAGAUGCAGAUCAAGAUGUUCCCGUUGAACCAGCCUUGCAAGAGUUGAAUUUGAGCAGCCCUAAGAAGAAGAGAGUUAAGUUGGAUUCUGGAGAAGGCGACUCGUGUAAGAGAUGCAACUGCAAAAAGUCCAAGUGUUUGAAACUCUAUUGUGAAUGUUUUGCUGCUGGAGUCUAUUGCAUAGAGCCAUGUUCAUGUAUAGACUGCUUCAAUAAGCCUAUUCAUGAAGAUACCGUCUUGGCUACUCGAAAACAGAUUGAAUCUCGGAAUCCACUUGCAUUUGCUCCUAAAGUCAUUAGGAACUCUGACUCGGUUCUUGAAACCGGGGAUGAUGCAAGCAAAACUCCAGCUUCUGCUCGCCAUAAACGUGGCUGCAACUGCAAGAAAUCAAACUGUUUGAAAAAAUAUUGUGAAUGCUAUCAGGGUGGUGUGGGCUGUUCCAUAAACUGUAGAUGUGAAGGAUGUAAGAACAAAUUCGGCCGCAAAGAUGGGUCUUCCAUUGUUGACAUGGAAGCUGAACNCUGUAAAACCAAUGUAACUCAGGACUACUCAUGUUCCGGGAAUAUACAAGUGGGUUUACAAAGCUCCAUCUCUAGUACAUUGCAAGNCACUGAGUUUUUAAUGAGAAAGGAGGCGAGUUCUGCUCUACCUACGACACCAACGCCGAUUUACAGACAAGAACUGGUUCAACUACCUUUCUCAUCAUCUAAGAACAGAAUGCUUCCUCCACAGUCUCUUCUUGGAGGUGGAUGUUCUUCAGGGAUAUUUAACAGUCAAUAUAUAAGAAAACCAGAUAUUGAUUUGACUCAAUCCCGGAUGGAGAAGUCUUUCGAGACAGUUGCAGAGGAUAGAGCGGAAGAAAUGCCUGAGAUUCUCAUCCACUCCCCUAUACCUAACAUCAAGAGUGUCUCUCCUAACGGCAAGAGGGUCUCUCCUCCUCAUAUGGAAUCAUCUAGCUCAGGGUCAGUUUCAGGGAGAAGAAGCGGCGGAAGGAAACUGAUACUGCAGUCAAUUCCAUCGUUUCCUUCUCUCACUCCCCAACACUGAAAGCAUUUUGUUGGUGUACCUAUGAAAAUUCUUUGAAUCUUCUUUCAAGAUGAUAAAAGUCAACUUCUAGUUGGUAGUUAAGUUAGCACUUAGCACACUUUAUGUCUGUAGUCUAGUGGUUGUGUAAUAAAGAUGUCAAUCCAUCAUGUUCUUCACAACAAAAACAAAAUAUUUCUUGUAAUAUAUAGGUUUCUUCUUUUG
This is a messenger RNA of Camelina sativa (false flax), 2584 nucleotides long. The record is from RefSeq and is a predicted model, not a curated record. Lineage: Eukaryota; Viridiplantae; Streptophyta; Magnoliopsida; Brassicales; Brassicaceae.